UGGCAAGAGUUGAGGAAGUGGUUUGCCGUUGCCUUCUUCCUUGUUAUUUCGAUUAUAAGUGAUAAAAUCGCUACUCACCCAAGUUUCCAGCUACUUCAUAAGAGUAAAGUCAAUGACCGUUUUCCCCACAUGGGACCAAUCAAACAGUUGGCCAAAUUUCUUUUUAGUUAAAGUUGCAGUAGUAUUUUGUGAGUGUAGAUUUUAACUUAUAGUUGGAGGAGGAACUGUUUCUUCGAUUGCUUUAUGAAAGGUUUCCACACAUUUACCUUUAGGCAAUUUUCUAGACUGAGUAGACAAAUUAGUUAUGCGAACGGGGAUUUUGCCCCUUUUCUUGUUUUUAUCACUGAAUCAGCCCCUACAACACCUUCUUGAUCAUUUAUCUCUGAUUCUAUAACUCCUAUUUCUUUUCUUCAUUUUAUUCCCACUAUUCUCGCCAUCACAAUAGUCUCGUUCUAGGAGGAAGAUUACAAUCAUCCAAUAAAAUUACUUCUCUGACUUGUUCCUUAGUAUUAGGUUCUCUUAUAGUAGUUGACUUAGCAUUAGAGUUCUCUGGAGUUAAACUAGUAAUAGGUGGUAUGGGUGUUCCUCUGCGAUUCCAUUUUCUUCUCUUCUGGAUUUCAGGCCUCCAGAAGUCAAUUUCCUCUUCUCCCGGAAAGAUUUAUUUCUCAGUGGCUAAACAUAUUGUAAGUUUCAGGGCUUUUAUUAUAUCUUGCCCCAAAAGAUCAUCAAAUGGUUGAGGAAUUGAAUUGUCUACUACAUAACAGAAAUACUUAAACUGCAAGGGUCCUAUUUUAAACUGGAACUCUACAGUUCCAUAUGUUUUAAUUCUAUGACCUGUUACACUUUGAAACAACACCUUCCUUUCUCUCCGAUUAAAAUCUAUUUGAGUCACUUUUUGAGCUAACGAACGGGAUAGAAGGGUCACUUUAGAGCCUGUAUCUAUAGCUAACCUGACGGGAAAAUCGUUAGUCAUACAAUGUAAACUAGGUUCAAAGUCUUGAGCUACUAUCCUAACUCCUUCUCUGAUUCGGGAUUCCCUAUACGCCUUGCCGCUUUUCUUAGAUGCGUCUAAUUUAUUCGGAAAUAGAUCCAUAGCAUGAUGUAAAUAAGGUGAUGAUGCGGACGAGCGACAUGUACUUCUAUUUCUAAAACCUCCUCGAAGUCGCCGCCAGCUUUAUUAAUUCGUCCGUAUGAGGAACCUUGUUGCUGGGUUGAAGCAGGCCGAGUUUGGUGAACAUUUCUCUGUCCGCCUGUGGUGUUACUGGGUCCGGUACUGCUGAGAAUAAGUAGUGUCUUGGUCUCGUUUUCCGCCUCUUGUUUUGCUGAUAAAUGGUUCCGCUCGCCCUCGGUAAUAACCAUGCCUUCCUCUUGAGGUGGGGUAUUGCCUUCCUCGAUUCGCUGGAUAUGUAUCUUUAUGAAACGGAGUUCCUCGUCCUUGUGUCAUCCGGUUAUCGUUCCUUAGUUUCAAUUCAUUUAAUUGUGUCUGAAUUCUAGUCACUGUAGUUUCUAAAUUAUUAUUCGAACUAGCUCCCUCUUGUUCAUUAUCAAGGUUAUUCACUGCUCUUAUAGGAAGUCAGGAUUUCCCCAUUAUUUGAUCAAUCGUCUCCUCACAAAUAGCUACCUUAACUGCUUUAUCGAAGGAGUCUGGUUUCUUCGAUAGCACCUGCUGCUUAUUCCUAUUGUUUAGACCGCUCAUAAAUUUGGCAAGCAAUCGCUCGUCUUUCUCUUUCGCUUGACACUGUUUGAUAAUCUCUGUUUCGCGUGCAUUGACUCCAGUUUGUUUCCGAGGCAAGUGUUUGCAGUCGAACGGCAUACGUUUGCAUGUUCUCGUCGUGCUCCUGCACACAAGUGUGAAAUUUCUGUAACCUUAGGGAAUAUGGCUCCUUCUCAAAGUGCUUACUCAUUUGUUUCUUAAACUCCUCAUAAGAAUCAAUCUUCCUCAUGCGAGUAUCUUUACAUGCAAAGUCCCUGGCAAUGCCAGACAAUUUCAGUUUUGCUACUCCCAAGCAUUGAGAUUUUGUCCAGUUAGUUAAUUUAGCGAUUUCAUCAAGGGAAUCGAAGAAGUCUCCUAUCCUUAAUCCUUCUGUAUCUCCCGAAAAUGUAGGAAUCAAAUGAAUCAUCCCAGAUAGACCCCCUGCUGCCAGCAUACUUCCUCCUGCCUCUCCGCGCUGACGCCCUUGGGGAUUUGCAUCACCUCUUGCCUCCAUUUAUCCCAAAUUUUGUUCAAAUCUCCCUUAAAAUCGAUCCCACUCUGACACUACUGUGAUUGCAGGGUAGGCACCUCUUUGGUGCCCUGUCAGGAUGACACCACUGUGUCUUGUAACAGACACAGGAAAAAUUUAUUGGCCGUUAAUUUUGGUUACGUGAAUGGUCGCGUUUGUGGACUUUUAGUUCUGGGAUGGAGGCGUAAAGAGAGAAUCAGAGGAAUUACACUCUGCAUAAUCUAUACAUAACGCCUGUUUAUUGUUCUCUUUAAGCUAUAUACAAUCGAUUCAGUUAACAUAUCUACUUUCUUUCCGAUUACCCGUAUUCAUGAGAGAGAGAGAGCUGACAUGUAUUUCGCGCAAGGAUAAAUACCUUGCUUUAAGUUGUCGUAUAGUUGUUUAGCCUUCGAGCCGAUGUGGCACAAAGUUUUUUCGAACGUUGAAAGUUGGGUUUGAUAUGACACAAAGUUCUUCUGAACGAUAUGGCGCAAAGUUCUUUCGAAUGGCGGCGAUUAGAAUAGUAGUGGCUAAUCCGUGUACAUAAUCCACAGUUCACACCAAACUCCGAAGACUGAUUCUUACGCAUUGCCCCCUCCCUUUUAUAAAGGGGGUAUUGUUGGGUUUUUCCACUGCCUUAUUAGGACUGUUUUUUCACCACUGACCAAUAGAGGUUUUCUUUUGUCUUUUCGUAGAUUCCAGGUGACACAUUCGAUGUAUCAUCCUCAACACGGAAUUAAGUUUGUGGGAAAAAAGUUUUAUGUUCUUUUUAUAUGUUGGGUCAUUGUUUAUUUCUCUAAACUGUUCCUCUUAUGAGAAAUUUAUUCCAAUAAAUUCGGCUUUCACACAAUAUUCUACAGACAUUACUAAUGAAGUUUUGUUGGCUGAAAGGUAUCAUCUUCAAAAGAAAAGUAAAGAACUGGAAGAAGAAAUAGAAGUAUUUAAAAAACAAAGUAAUAGGGGAGAUCCUUCUACUUUGGGACACUUUUCUUUAAACCUUCAUAAUUUAAGUUCAAAUUGAUCUUUAGCUAUGACUAUUGACUAUUUCUAUUAGUAAUUGAUAACAUCACUAUAUAUGGUUCAACACUUGACUUUAUGAUAUUUUAUUUAUGAGAAAAUGUCAAAUAAUUAUUUGCAGAUAUUUGUCUUAAAGUACAAUCAUGGAUUGUACUUCGAGACACCAAUGUUUGUACCUUGAGACACGAACAAUCCUAACAUUUUUGUAAAUCUUAACUUCCACCAGAAGAAAAAAAAGUAGUAUAUCCAAGUUUUUUCCUUUAUGGCAAUAUUAGGUUUAUCAGUUAACAAAAAUGUUUCAUAUGCUGGAAAUGCAUAUAAGUAUAAAGCUUAAAUGCUCUGUAGAAGGCAUUUAAAUGAUUGAAAAUCAAAGAUAAUCUCAUUUUUGUAUUAAGGAAAACAAUAGUCAUUACAAAUAUAGGUCACAAACAUUACUACUUACUAAUUUUAUCAGAAUUAAUACUGCAUUUCUGACAGUAAUUUUCAAAAAAGGUGCAAUCUUCGUGCACCCAGAAUCGACAGGUAACGCAUUGAAUGCAGUCUUCUGUGCUCUAAGUAGUAAAUAAUUUCACUGCACCCACAAUUAUCUUCCUCUUGAACUUCAUCACUUUCUAAUAUCACAGAAGUUUCAUCCUCAGAGCUACUUUUUUCUUCUUAAAAACUCGCUUUUUAACAGAUUUAGCAUUUUUAUUCACUUCAUUAUUUUUCUUCACGGCCAACAGAAACAUAACAACAAAAGUAAACAUAGUAAUAUUAAAUAAAUAGUUGAGAAAAGCAAUGCCUUGUACCUUGGGACUGUCCCAAGGUACAAAAAAUUCACUGUCCCAAGGUAUAAUUUUCUCUUGUUUAUAACAAAGUAUGUAUAUAAUUUUUGAAUUACAGAAAUCAAAUGUUAUUUAUUAAAAUAAGUGGUUACGAAUGAAAUUAUCAACUAACUGUUCCUGAAUUAAAUUACUCACCUCAAAAUAUUUUGAUUAAAACCAAGAUCCAAAUGGAUUGCAAAAAAACAAACACCUAUAAAAAUCAUACGACGUCACAGUGGUAAAACGAGUCAAAAUGGCCGACUUUACAUCAUGCAUUCUAAAUGUUGUAAUGAAAUAGCUACUAGAUAUCGCUACUUACUAUUUCUCAAUGUAUUAUUUUUCAAAUGACGAGCUUGUCCCAAGGUACAAGGAUCUCCCCUACUCUUAAUUUCACUAAGCAAGCAGCAUGAAGAAAUGGUAAAACAGUUACAAAAAGAAAAAAAAGAUUUUGAACAGUUUAAAAAAGAAAUGGAGAAAAAAAUGCAAGAAGAACUUGACGAAGAAAGGAAACAACUAAGAAGAGAGAGGCAGAAUUUUGAAAGAUAUCAGAAACUGAAAAAGGAUCAUCCAGAUAAGAAAGAGAGAGAGAUCAUCUCAACGCUUUGGCAGCAAAUAGAAACAUUGCAAAAUGAUAUUGAAAAGCAAGAAAAUAAGUGGUCGUUAGAAUGUCGCCAACUGCAAAAUAAAUUGGCCGUUACCGAAAAAGAGAGAGAGAGCUUAAAAAUUUCACUCAAACAACUGGAAUCCCAAAGAGUAGAGUUGCUGACUCUGUUAAAAGAAAAUCAGAAGAAAAAGCAGUAAGUAAAGAAGGAGAUUAUUAAUACUAAUCAGUCGCAACCAAUAUAUAGAACUGAAGUGAUUAAUCAUGCAAAAAAGCUGGUUAAGAAGCAGAUUAAGAAAAAUAAAGCCAUCAACGAAAAAGAAAAUAAUUACAGUGGAGCCAAGGCUGACAGAACAGAACAGGAAACAAUUGUCUUUAAGAUCUCUACGGAUCGUGAAGAAAAUUUGAUGGAGAAUUCCAAAUCAAAACAAAAUUUACCAAAGAAAAAUCUCAAAGUGCGAUUUAAUACCGAUUUGCUCAUAGAUAAACAUAAUUACGAGGCAGUUUCUCAUUUAUUACAUACAUUUGUGAGGGACGAACAGACCCACAAUAAAGUGUUAUUUUAAAUUUUAAUUAUUGGACAAUUUAAUCAGUUAAAUUCGAGCGUUUUAUCGAGUUAGGCUAAAAGCCAAAAAAAUUAUUUCCCACGGAGUUUGUUCCUUGUUGAGUCAAAUCAAGUUAGUCAGGGAUGUGUCAUCAGGAACUUUUGAUGGAGAAUCCAUAUUGGACGCGAGACCGUUAAUGGCAACCACCUGACCUCAUGGAAAAAACCCAAGAGGAAUAAGACGAGAAAGAGGAAAAAGGUCCCCGAGGUCAGUCGUCAUCCGAAGUCCCUCUACAGAAGUCGUCAUCCGAAGUCCCUCUACAGAAGUCGUCAUCCGAAGUCCCUCUACAACAGUCAUCUUCACAAAGUCCGCUCAACAAAAGUCGUACUCCAGGAUUAAAACAGUGACCCAGGAUUAACACCAAGAGGAAAAGAUCGUGCCUGUUUAAGAAUAACAUCUCCACACCUCCGUGCCUCCACCCCAGUGAACGGACAAGAUCCAGAACCAGUAGAUUGAACUUUCCAUCGGCGUAUCAUCAUCGGCGUAACCACAGAUCUUUCGACCCAGAAUCAAGGUAUUUAUCAACCCGCGAUUUGUUUGUAAACUCUCUCUCUCAACGGCCUAGUAUAAUUAGGAACGAUAAUAUGCCCGAUAUCUCUGUAUAGUAUUUAGUUCGAUUUAAUUAAAAUUGUUAUUUGUUAGAAAAUAUGGAGUCCGAGUGAGUCACUUCCUCGUCUCUCUUCUCACCUCUACUCCGAAUCCAAGCGCUCACAUGCUACCGCUCGUGUGACUUAACAUCGCGAUUUCCGAGUCCCCGAGAGACUCGGUGGUGUCAGAUUUAGGUCUCCUGACGUGGUGUCGAAGAGAUACCGACCCUACGGUCACACAUUUACAGAGAAGGAAAAUUUCAUGAAAAUCUCUCAUCCAGAUAAAAUAGAAAAUGUGUAUAGUAACGGAGAUAGAGAAUACUUAUAUUCAAGUGGAACAAAGAAACGUAUCAGUGCAGAUAAUUUGACAACAACCAUAAACUUUUAUAAUGGCGACUGGAAACAAAUUUUAUCGGAUGGGAGAAUUAUAUAUCAUCAUGCCGAAACAGGCACCGCACAGACAAUCUACCAGGACGGACUACAAAUUAUAGAACUUGCAAAUAAACAGAUUGAAACUUACCAUGUAAAUGGGGUUAAAACCGUGGUCUUUGGAGAUUCUCAAUUUACUUUAUAUCCCGAUGGUUCUGAACAGAGCAUCAUGUUUGACGGAACCAUCGUCAGAAUCGAUCCAAACGGAAUAGAAACCGUUUGUUUCUCAAAUGGUGAAAUUGAAGUAAGAACAAAUGAAUUUAAGAAACGAGAGUAUCUGGACGGAACUAUUAAAAUACUGUAUGCUGAUGGGAGACAAGAAACUAGAUACGCUAACAGUCGGAUGAGAGUUAAAGGGAAAGACGGUGAUGUUAUAUUAAUAGUAUAAAGAGAC
Messenger RNA from Centruroides sculpturatus (bark scorpion), 6637 nucleotides. RefSeq names its product centromere protein J-like. The record is from RefSeq and is a predicted model, not a curated record. Gene Ontology annotation, biological process: centriole elongation; cilium assembly. NCBI's taxonomy places the organism in Eukaryota, Metazoa, Arthropoda, Arachnida, Scorpiones, Buthidae. The transcript has a single exon. Gene Ontology annotation, molecular function: tubulin binding. Gene Ontology annotation, cellular component: centrosome; centriole; nucleus. Bases 6077 to 6631 code for a protein of 184 amino acids.